Molecule: messenger RNA, 2048 nt
Organism: Uloborus diversus
Lineage: Eukaryota; Metazoa; Arthropoda; Arachnida; Araneae; Uloboridae
Product: putative fatty acyl-CoA reductase CG5065
Exons: 14
Coding region: 223-1782 (519 amino acids)
Biological process (GO): long-chain fatty-acyl-CoA metabolic process
Cellular component (GO): peroxisome
Molecular function (GO): alcohol-forming very long-chain fatty acyl-CoA reductase (NADP+) activity
Source: RefSeq, a predicted model, not a curated record
UUAAAGGUCUGCUAUUGGUUAUGUGAUUGUUAUGUUGGAAUCGAUGUUAUGAUGACAAAUUGGAAAGUCUUACUUUACUAAAUUUUUUAAUAUCGCGAGAUAGCUUUAUCUCAGACCAGUACAAAAUGGAAAACAUUUGCUCAAUACUCAUUUAUUUGUAAUCAUUUUCGUCCUGUCUUAAGAUUUAAAUAUUUAUAGUAAACCAAUUGCAUUUGUGGAAACAUGGCUGAAAAUAAUGCCUCUCCUAUAGCCAGUUUCUACAAGGAUAGAUGCAUUCUUCUAACUGGAGCUACUGGUUUUAUGGGAAAAGUACUAGUCGAGAAAUUACUUCGUUCAUGUAGUGAAUUAAAAACAAUCUAUCUUCUUUUACGACCAAAAGAAGGCCAAGACCCAAAACAGAGGUUAGAUGAACUUCUGAAGGCAAAAAUCUUUGAAAGGGUUAAGAAAGAACAACCAAGUACUGUUUCCAAACUAGUUGCCGUUCAUGGUGAUUUAACACUCCCUGGACUGGGUAUCAGUUCAUCGGAUGUUAAUCUUCUAAUAUCCAAUGUAUCCAUUGUUUUUCAUUCCGCUGCUACUGUUAAAUUUGAUGAACCAUUAAAGCGUUCAGUAGAUAUGAAUGUUUUGGGAACUCGUCGGCUAGUAGAAUUGUGCCAUAAAAUGAAAAAUUUAGAGGCAUUAAUUCAUGUUUCUACCGCAUAUUGCAACUGUGAUCGUGGAAAAGUGGAUGAAAUAGUCUAUGAACCUCCUGUACCACCACAGAAGAUUAUAGAUACGAUUGAAUGGAUGGAUGAAGAUCUGGUUGGUGUCCUAACUCCACAUCUAAUACGGGGGAGGCCAAAUACCUACACCUAUACUAAAGCAUUAGCUGAAACAUUACUUGUAGAAGAGAGUGGAGCACUGCCAGUAGCCAUUGUUCGGCCAUCGAUUGUUACAGCGGCUUGGAAAGAGCCUUUUCCAGGAUGGGUUGAUAACUUUAAUGGACCAACAGGUUUGAUUGUUGCUACGAGCAAGGGCAUAUUACGCUCAAUGCAUUGUAAAUCCUCAAGCAUAGCAGAUCUUAUACCUGUAGAUAUUGUAAUCAAUCUAGUCAUCACUGUGGCAUGGUACACUGCUAGUCAUAGGCCCAACAGUAUCUUGGUGUAUAAUUGUUCUUCAGGUAGCAUUAAUAAAGUCACCUGGGGAACAGUUGAACAAUUAGCCAUUCCAUUAAUUUUGAAACACCCCAGCCAUGAAAUCUUUCGUUAUCCCAACGGCAGUUUUACGAAUAGCAAAAUUUGGAACUAUUUGUCUGUAAUGCUCUAUCAUCAUAUUCCUGCUUACUUUAUUGAUUUAGUUGCUGUACUUACUGGUCAUAAGCCAAAGCUUGUUCCUUUGUAUAAAAAGCUUCAUCGAGCAAUACAAUGUUUGGAAUAUUUCACUACGCAUGAAUGGGCUUUCAGUUGCAAUAAUGUUUUGAUGUUACAGGAAAAACUACCUGCAGAAGAUAAAAGGGAAUUCAAUUUUGACAUUCAGGCCCUUCACUGGCCAACUUACCUAGAAGAUUAUAUAUUAGGUAUACGACAGUUUCUUCUUAAAGAGGAGUUGUCUUCUCUUCCUUCAGCUAGAAAAGGUUUAAAAAGGAUAUAUUUGUAUACUAAGCUGUGCCACAUGGUCUUAAUGGUGUUUAUGUGGAAAUAUGUGUUCAUGCGUUAUAAUGGUGCUCGUAAGUUGUGGUUUGUAUUUCUUUCAAUGAUGGUGAAAUUUUAUAAUAUGCUGCCUAAAUCCAUCAUCAACUCCUGAAAAUUCUUUGCCAUAGCAGACUCAAGUGGCUGGUGCACUCUGCAAUUUUUCACUCUGAACACUUUAUCCUUUAGUCAAUUCUAAACAAAACUGAAAUUCUAGCAUCAUUUAGGUUAAUGCAAUUGCAGUUUAAUUCACAAUCCAAUGCUUGUUUGUAGAUCCAGUCUGAUCGUUAGCAAUGAAGUAAAACUCUCUAUAAGCAUUGGGGAAAUUAUGGUUGUGAAAAUGCUUUUUCAUUGAAACAAAUGAUUUUGUUAAUGUUCAAU